AACUAGAGAAAAAUAAAAAAAAUCAAAAUGGUUUGAUAUGGAAAAUGAAAAUUACUACAGUAUUGGAUCAAUUUACAUAAAAUAAUAAAAUCAACCUAUUAAAAAUUGUGUUCGUUGUCGAAUGUGAUAUUAAAAAGUGAAUAAAUAAAGUGAUGUGCUAUUUCUGUGAGCUAGAAGGACUUGUUGACGAGUAAUUGAAAUAGUGAUAUCAUCGUAUUUUUUGCUCUCGGAGCGGUUUCAAGUGAUAAUGUGUGGCCAUAGAUAAUCGAGAAUAUUUUAUUGUAAAUAAACAUGGCAUCUGUCUGGAAGCGCCUCCAACGCGUGAAUAAGCGCGCCGCUAAGUUCCAAUACACUGCAUCCUAUCAUCAGAUAGAGCUUGAUCUCACUCCAAAAUGGAAACCAAAUAAGUUGAGCAUUGUAUGGACGCGAAGAUCUCGUCGUGUCGUCACCGAUCCAUUGGAAUGGGAACCCUCGCUUAAGGACCCUUUAAAAGGUUCAGUGAUAUUUGGAGUAGAGAAUCACACGAUAGCAGUGACUUUGUUCAGAGAUUCACGGACUAAUGAACUCGAGGACAAGGAUUGGACGUUUGUUCUUGAAGAUGUUUCGGUAACCGGCAAGCGGCGUCGUCUGGCGUCUUGCGCGGUGAACUUGCGCAAACAUGCGUCACUUGCGCCUGCGCAGAAGCCGCUGAAAUUUACCCUAGAGCCGCUGACGAAGAAGCUUAAAGGCGCCAGGCUACACUUAACUCUACACUGUGUUCUGCUUAGAGAGGGACAGGCCACUGACGAGGACAUGCAAUCUCUUGCCUCUCUUCUUUCUGUCAAUAAUAACUCUGAUAUCGCAGUGUUGGAGGAUCUGGAUGAAGAUGAUUACACGUUGUCUGAUAGCUCUACUAGACAAAUGCUUGAUCUCCGUCAACAAAUGGAAGAAAUGACACAGAGUCUAACAAAUUCUGACAUAGCGGCCACCCCUAACAGUGUACAAAGUCUCAAUUUUGACAAGACCCCAACAGCACAGAGUCCCACAACACCAGUUAAUGCUGUGGAAGCAUUUGGCGAAGACGCGGUGACCCCCAAAAAUAGACCGGAAUAUUUGAGCAGUCUCACGAAGGCUAUGAGAGCUGAACCCAAGUUUAGUUCCACACCCAAACCUGUGGUAGCUCCUAGUGAGGAGAAGUUAGAUAAUUUGAAAGUUACAGGUCUAGUUUUCAAACCGAAAACGGUUGCGAAACGUAAUUUGAAACCCCUGGAACUGAAAACUAACUUAAACAACAUUAGCUUGGAUACUAAUGACAACGAAAGAAAAGACGAAAAGACACCGGUGCCUGAAGAAAGACUGACUGUUCCGCAUGUGGAGAAGGAUAAGACACCGAUGGUCGACUUGGUCGAAUGGUGUCAGUACAUAACUCGAGAGUAUCCAAGAUGUCCAGUCACUGACCUCACUACCAGCUUCAGAUCGGGACUCACUUUCUGCGCCAUUAUACAUCAUUUUAGGCCGGACCUUAUUGACUUUUCUGGGCUGCAACCUGAUGAGAGUGAAGAAAAUGUUCGUCGUGCUCUCGAAGCGAGCGUUAAACUUGGAAUUUCACAAGUUCUUACUGUCGCUGAUGUUUGUGGAGGACCUGUACCUGAUAAACUGGCUGUGAUGACAUAUCUAUUUCAACUGAGAGCAUACUUCACUGGCAAUGAAUUACAAGUGGAACAGCUAGGUAACGAUGAGACAGAAUCCUCGUACAUGGUGGGCAGACAUGAUACAGAUGACAGUCUUCCACCUGAGUUGUUCUCUCGAGAAGUCAGCACCAGAAGAUCUAGGAACGUUAUGGACAGACCGCCAGUACUUAAGCAAGAGUCGCAAGAGUCCCGCCAAUCUUUAGACUUAUCUCCGGAUAAAUCCCCCGCUAUAAAGGAUAUGAAGGACAUAUUCCAACAGUCAAAGAACAUUCUUGGCAAAAUGCUGUCUCCUGCAAAGGAUUUGAGUCAGAAACCUACGGCCAAGUGGUUUAAUGAACCAAUCAAGACUGAGCCUCUUCCGCGCCCGGAAAAGUUGAUGACACGCAAAGAACUCACAGAUCCGUUCGGAUCUGAUGAUGAAGAGGAAGCUCCACCAGUCAAAGAUAUCAAUAAUGGUAUCGUGCAACCAGAUCAGAAACCAACAAUUGAGCCGGCAGCCACAGAUCCACUUAAUGUCUCCCAAACGCAACCAAAUGACAAGUUGAAACCUUCCACCCCAGAAUUACCCAAACCUACACCGCAAUUGUUAUCGCGUCAUGACGAAUUAAAAGAAAAAGCUAGACAGCUGCUAGAGGCUACUAAGCGUGAAGCGAGGGAAAAGGAUAGAAAGAGACAAAGUCUGAAAGAGAAAGAGGAUAAGAGUGAAAUAACAAAUGGACUGAAGAAUGGUGAAAGUCCUAAAAAGGGUAUGUCUGAGGAAGAGAGACAAAACAUGUUACGCGAGAGGGCGAGGAAGAUCAUAGCUGACGCAAGAGCUGGGAUUGUUAGUCCAAAAUCACCAAUGUCACCAUCCCGAAUCAAUCCCGGUACUGUGGAAAUCAUCAGUAAACAUUCUGUUUUAGAAGAAUUAGCUGCUGGUGGUAUGGAGCAUCUAGAAAGUUUAGUCAAUAGAGAAUCGGCGCCUUCGAGUCCCGGUUCCAGGAAGAGCAAUCCCAGCCCAGAAAGAAAUGAAGAAACAAAAGAAGGGAAGAGUAGAAGUCAAUCUCCAAAUGAUUCUCGGAAGUCGCCGCUCCAUUCCUUCAGUGCGCUCGUUGACCGACUGUCUCCUGAACCUAAUAUGGAGGAUAAUGAGAAUAAAGAAAGUUACAGCACUUAUAUAGCGAGUGAAUUGCAAGCGUUAGAGCGAGAACAGAAAUGUAUCGAUGAAAAGGCCGCGGCUUUAGAGAAACAAUUAAGACGGGUCAUGGACCGGGCUGAUAAUACUGAAGAGGAAGAUCGUCUGAUGUCGCAGUGGUUUCAUCUCGUUAAUAAGAAGAAUGCGUUAAUACGCAGGCAAAUGCAACUUAAUAUACUAGAAAAAGAGGAAGACUUAAGCCGUCGAUGCGAGCUGUUGGCUCGCGAAUUGCGCCUGUCACUCGGCGUUGAAGAAUGGAGAAAGACUCCAGGGCAGAAGAGACGAGAGAUACUUCUCUUACAAGAUUUAUUAUCAGCUGUUAAUGAGAGGGACAGGCUUGUACAAGAAAUGGAUGAACAGGAGAAAGCGAUAGCGGAAGAUGACGAAAUUCAGCGGAAUCUUAGCAAUGUUGAAAUACGGAGACCGAACAAUUGCUUGCUUCAGUAAAUUUAGAUUUGCCAUUCACGAAUUCGCUUUGAUACAAAAACACUGUAAACUAGAUUUAUGGGCGUUAAUUCGGGCCUUCCUUAAUCCGUUGUAAGAAGUAUUAAAUAUCUGAUAAAAUAUAUAAUAGAAUAGUAGAAUUCUGACAGCUAUCACUUUUUGACAUAUCAGAGUUUGCAAACCUUUCUGACCGGGCGCAUUUUUCAAUUUCAAUGCGAGUCUCAACAUCGGAGUGUAUACAUACAUUUUAUUUGUUAGUGAAUGUGUCCAUUGCUCCACAUUAAGUGCUCCACUUCAAAAGUAGUUUAAUGGAGAGUGAUGAUUACGUCUCUUUUCGUUACAAACAGUAAAAAACGCACACAAACAAGGAAAGAUAAUUUUUUUUUAUAAAAGGUUUACUAAAUCUGGAUUAAGUAAGUAGCGAUGUCAGCGAAAUAAAUAACGAAAGUGAUUUCGUUUCGUGAUGUUGAAAUAUUUGUUAUAUUUAGAGUUACCAUUUUGUUGGUAAGACGUAAAAAAAUAGGUAGCAUUUUAUCUUGUAUUGCCCUCAAAUGGGUCAUAUUUCCCUCUUUUUCGGUGGAGCACUUUUUAGUAGCAACACUAAUGAAAUGUCAGAAUUCUACAGAAUGAAAAAUCUGAGUUUUGACAUUAGUUUUAUUUAAAUAUUAGAAGAGACGCACUUUAGUUAUUGACUGUACAAUGACGGUCUUCGUGGAUGGCAUUUUCAUUUUCUUAUUCGAAUAAAAACUAAAAAGAUUUAUUUUAAGUAUAGUGUUUAAACCAAAUUAUUUCGCAUUGCUUCUGAAAAUAAUAUUAAUCUAUCAUUCAGAUAAAAUAGACGAGUUUUUUUCAAUUUUGAAGUAAACCGCACAGUUUCAUUGUUAGUCGACAAAUGAGGAUUCUUAAUAGAUGAAGUAAGUUUUUUUAGUUUUUCUGUCGAAUUCCUAGAAUUUUUUUUUAUUAGAUGACGCUGAAAAUCAGAAAAAAAUGGAUAAUUUAAUUUCGUAUUUAUUAUUGCACUGUUUGUGUUGUAUUUUUUAAAUGUAGCUAAAUUAUAUACACUCAAUACUCAUACUGUUAGAGUAAGUAUAUCUUUGGGAUUUUGUAUGUCAAUCAAAUUUAAUUUCAUUACCUAUACAUAUAUCAGAAUAUCUGUCUCUCUCUAUCGUAUAUUUAGUGAAAGAGACAACUAUCAAAUGUCAUUUUUUUAAUGAAUUAUUUCUAGCCCUGUUUAGUUGCAUUGAAAAAUUACCCAUAACUAGAUGGGACAGAAUUGGUGGAAUAUUCGCGGUUUAUUUUCUUAUGAAUUGAGUCUAAAAUUGUUUUAUAGCAAGAUAGAACUUUAGUUCAUAGUUUACCAAAGAGCCGAGGUGGGGUAUAGACUUAAAGAUAAGUAUUAUUAUAGUAAGCAUUCAGAAUGUUUUAAUUGUGAUUUAAUUUUUCGUUAGUAAUUGGAUAAAUCGAAUGCAUAUAAAUAGAAAUAUAUAAUAAACAAAUGAAACGCAUUCUUCGUCUCAUGUAGAAAAUGCUCUGUGCUUGGUUGAGGCUAUUUCGAUGGUAUUGGCGGGGAAGGCCCGACAAUUUUUAUCACAGUAUCCAAAGAGUCACAAGGUCGACAUGCUAAAGUUAUUGCGACUUUUAAUACGUUUAUAUAAGUAUUACAUAUAUUCUCUAUAUAUCAAAUUGUUUAUGUGAUAAAAACAUAGGAGUAGUUUUUAAUUAUUAUUUAUGCAUAAGUCUAUACCCUAAUAAGGACGUGAUAAGUACAAGAUGCCAUAUCCUGUACAAUUUAAUUUUUGUAGUUUGUAAAUAUUUUAGCUUUAUGGUGAAAUCUUGCCAGAGGUGCGCUAUGUGUUGGAUAUAACUUGCGCAGGCAAAUCGGCAAUUGAUAAGGCCAUGAAUUAAGUAAAAUGUAAAUACGAAAGUACCUGCUUUUUCUGGAUAGGGUUUUGGGUAAAUCCCGCAAAUUUUACAAGUGGGUUCUAAGGCUUAUUACCUUAUAACGAUGUAACAAAUAAUUUUUAAUUUUUGACAUAAGUGUAUUACAUUGGGAAUAGAAGGGAGUAAUUUUUGGUCUGAGAUAGCAAGUGAGUCUACCCUCAAAUACAGUCAUCUACAUCGCUUAAGGCGCUAGUUUUAGCUUUAGCAGGUCUUUAAACUUGAGGAUUGCUUUAUGGAGGUAAAAGUUACACUUGUCUGGACUUCUUGGACAUAAACGCUUGGUUUAAAAUGUAGCAAAUAUCGCUAAGACUAUUACUAUUGUAUACAUUGUUCGGACUAGACCCGAAAUCGGAUGUCGCUAACAUUUAUCUCGACUCGCUUGGGCCCAGUAAUAUCAAUGUCUAAACUUGGAGUCCCAAGAAAAUAGUUUAAUGUUUGAUAUAUCAGCGACACGUAAAUUAAUACCUCGGUAAUUUAUUUUGUAUAUAAAUUGUUAGUGUUGACAUCGUAUUAUUUAUUUAAGUGACUUUUUUAAAAUGAAAUAUCGGAAUCGACUUUGAAUUAAGGUGAAUUUGGUUCAGUUUAAAUAAAUAUUCAACAGUCUAAAGAUUUUUAAAGGCGUAGAAAUUUGUCUUGGUGUGUGUCUGGAGAACGGUAUACAAUUAAUAUACAUACCCAAUUGAGGGAUUACUUUGUUUGUCAUUAAACAUAGACUAUGUAAUGAUUGUAUUGGACACUUGAUUCUAUAAAUUAUCUGUUGACGUUUUCUUAUUGGAAUCUGUAACUUAAGACAUAAGGUGCUGUUUUUAAAAAUUAGCUAUGGUUCGUGCAAUUUAUUGGUCAUUUGAGAUAUCUAUUUAAUGUAUUGGAUUUUUGUAAUAUGAAUUUAACCGCGCCUUUUAUUCAAUGUUUUGUGCCUAAUGUUAAAAUUAGCGUAUAUGUUGAGUCCUUGUGUACAUAGUUAAUGUGUGAAUGUGUGCGUUACGAGUGAUACGGCUUUGGCAUUAUUUCGCAUAUCUUUAAGGGUAUAUUUUUAUAUGAACGCAAAAUUAUUAGAUCUCAAUUGUGAACGAAAAUCUGUCAGUUUAGAUGCGAAUAUGAGCGACGCCGAUCAUUUUUCCUGUUAUUUAACUAGAGUAAUCCAGCAAUCAAUAUAAUGCAAAAGUAAAACUAUAAUGCUGAUUCUAAUGUAUGAUGUAGAUUAUGUAUAAAAUGACGGCUACUAAAUCACAAUUUAAUAUUAGGUUUACAGUUCCUAAUCAGAAAUAUUCAGUCUUGGUUCGUCAAAUACGUAAAACAUUUUUGUGUGUUUAUUUUCAAAUUUAUUUGAAUAAUUUCGGGUACAUUAGAAUUAGCACCAAUUUCUAAUAAAUGCAUUUCGAUUUAUCGCUCAUAUUUGGCAGAGCACUUAUAGAUUAAUACACUUUCGAUAUUAGUAACCUAAACAGCUGAGUGUCAAUAGAUUGUAGACUAGAAAUCUUGCAUAAUGGAUCGCUAAAAGUUUUAUUUGUCUAUGACUCGUAAUUAUUAAAGUGAUAUUCUACAAUUG
Molecule: messenger RNA, 6778 nt
Organism: Pieris rapae (cabbage white)
Lineage: Eukaryota; Metazoa; Arthropoda; Insecta; Lepidoptera; Pieridae
Gene: Ehbp1
Product: EH domain-binding protein 1
Exons: 26
Coding region: 292-3291 (999 amino acids)
Molecular function (GO): protein binding
Source: RefSeq, a predicted model, not a curated record